GCCCUCGUAGCCCCCGGCCCCGCCGUUGCUGCUUCCGCUGCCCACCUUCUGCCGUUGCUGCUGUUACUAAUCUGCCCGCGAGGGACCCAGGCGGAACAAGUUGUUCUCUUGGACACGACGACGGAGGAGAAACUCGAUUGGACGAGAUAUCCUUUCGGGCCUCAAGCUAACACUCCUGGUUGGGUAGAGGAGUCUUUUACAAACUUCGACAAAGGUAUCAAUUGGCGGAGUUACGUUGUCUGCGAUGUAGCGUACACCAAUGUGAACAACUGGCUAUGGACGCCGUUCAUAGAGAGGGGUCCAGCGAAUCGCAUGUACAUAGAAAUCAAUUUCACGACUCGCGACUGUUCGUUGUUCCCCGGGAACGCUCUCAGCUGUAAGGAGACUUUCAGUCUACUAUAUUACGAGUUCGACGCCGCCACCAAGGAGCCACCCCCGUGGGAACCGGACAGUUACAAACUUAUAGGUCGUAUAGCUGCGGGCGAGGGUAGGUUCAACACGAACACCGAGGUGGUGAUAAACACCGAAGUGAAGUCGAUUCCGGUGACGAAGAAGGGCGUCUACUUCGCCUUUCGUGAUCAGGGCGCUUGCAUAUCGAUCCUGGCCAUCAAGGUAUACUACAUCAGUUGCCCUGAAAUUUCGGUGAACUUCGCACAUUUUCCGGCCACGCCAACCGGUCGCGAGGUUGCGCUUAUUGAGCAAACGCGCGGCAUUUGCGUUGCGAAUGCCGUCAAAAUCGCCCAACCGACUUUCCUCUGCAAGGGAGAUGGCAAAUGGUAUCUCCCAACGGGCGGAUGCCAUUGCAAACCUGGCUACCAAGCUGAUACGGACAAGCAGGAGUGCAAGGAGUGUCCGAUAGGCAAGUUCAAACAUGAGGCGGGUUCUCAUGCCUGCGAGCCAUGCCCGGAGCACAGCAAAGCUUCCGAUUACGGCUUCACGGAGUGUCGUUGCGAUCCGGGCUAUUUUCGGGCAGAAAAAGAUCCUAAGAAAAUGCCUUGCACACAACCACCUUCGGCGCCGCAAAACCUGACCGUCAACUUUGUCGAUCAGUCCACGGUGAUCCUUUCCUGGAAUGCGCCGCAUAUGCAGGGUGGCAGGUCUGACACGACUUAUAGAGUGGACUGCGAUUCCUGCAGCAUGGGCGUCAAAUACAUUCCUAAUACCGAGAUCUUCAACGACACGAAGAUCACGAUAACCGGCCUGAACGCGGUGACUACUUAUCGUUUCCAAGUGUUCGCCGAGAACGGUGUAUCGUCGUUGGUUGGCAAAUCGGAAUACGUGGACAUUACCGUUACGACAGAGGCGAGCGUGCCAAGUCUAGUGAGCAACGUCAGGAUCACAAGUGUCAAGAGCUCAGAGCUCAGCAUCAGUUGGGACGCGCCAGAUAUCGGUACUGGCGGAGACAACGAUCUCGUCGAGCGAUAUGAAGUGAGGUGUUACCCGCGCUACGACGACGCCACUAAUGCAACCGUCAUUCAAACGUCCGAGCUGUCUGCCACGUUCAAAGGUCUCAAGCCUUCCACGGAUUACGCGAUACAGGUUCGCGCUAAGACCACCCGCGGCUGGGGCGAGUAUACGCCGGUGAUAUUUAAAAAGACACCCCACGCGAUGGGUUUAGACUACGUCGGCGAGGAUGACAACAUGCAAGUUAGGAUAAUCGCAGGGGCGAUCGUUGCUGUGGUCGUACUUCUCGUGAUUAUUAUCAUCAUGACCGUUUUAAUUCUUAGAAGCAGGGCCUCGGACGAAUGCAACAAGAAACAGCCGAGCGACUGCGAUACCCUGGAGUAUAGAAACGGCGAAGGACUAGUUGUGACCUACAUGCACUGCAAAAUGGACAGUUCACCGAUUGUGACAACCCAUACCAACAACAAGAGCAAGUCCUCGCUGACCACGCCGCUGUUCACACCUGCAGUGGGGGUCGCCGCGGCGGGCGCAGGCAGCGCAGGCGGUGCAGGUGCAAGGAGUUAUGUGGAUCCUCACACCUACGAGGACCCGAAUCAGGCGGUACGCGAAUUUGCCCGAGAGAUUGACGCCGGAUAUAUCACGAUAGAAGCCAUUAUAGGUGGCGGAGAGUUCGGCGAUGUCUGCCGAGGGAAAUUGAAAUUGCCUCCCGACGGACGGACGGAAAUAGAUGUGGCCAUAAAGACCCUGAAACCAGGCUCCGCAGACAAGGCUCGUAAUGAUUUCCUGACAGAGGCGUCGAUAAUGGGCCAAUUCGAACACCCCAAUGUGAUAUUCCUGCAAGGCGUGGUGACAAAGAGCAAUCCGGUGAUGAUCAUCACGGAAUUCAUGGAGAACGGUAGCCUGGACACUUUCUUGCGCGCGAACGACGGCAAGUUCCAAGUGCUCCAGCUGGUGGGCAUGCUGCGUGGCAUCGCCAGCGGCAUGCAGUAUCUCGCGGAGAUGAACUACGUGCACCGCGAUCUUGCCGCGAGAAACGUGUUAGUCAAUGCUGCUUUGGUUUGCAAGAUCGCCGACUUUGGGCUCAGUAGAGAGAUCGAGAGUGCCACAGAAGGAGCUUACACGACCAGGGGCGGUAAAAUUCCGGUACGGUGGACAGCACCGGAGGCGAUAGCGUUCCGUAAAUUCACGAGCGCCUCCGACGUUUGGAGUAUGGGUAUCGUAUGUUGGGAGGUGAUGUCGUACGGCGAGAGGCCGUACUGGAACUGGUCGAAUCAAGAUGUGAUAAAAUCGAUCGAGAAAGGCUACAGGCUUCCAGCGCCGAUGGAUUGUCCGGAGGCUAUCUACCAGUUGAUGCUCGAUUGCUGGCAGAAGGAGCGCACCCAUCGGCCGACCUUCGCCAAUCUCACACAGACUUUGGACAAGCUCAUACGAAGUCCGGACACACUGAGAAAAAUCGCUCAGAACAGGGGCACAAAUCCACUGGCGCCAGAUGCGGUGGAUCUAACGCAAUUGAAUUCCGUCAGCGAGUGGCUAGCUUCCAUCAAGAUGUCACGAUACGCAGAGAGCUUUGAGCGGGCGGGCGUGACGACGUUGGAGGCAGCAGCGCGCGUCACCGUCCAGGAGCUCACGGCCCUCGGCAUAACGCUCGUAGGACAUCAGAAGAAGAUCAUGAACAGCGUGACGGCAUUGCGGGCGCAAAUGUCUGCUACUUCGCAGGGUUUCCUCGUGUAACCAUGACCGCGACCUCAAAUCCCGCGAACGGAUCGUAUGUAGAAAUCGGCUGAUCGGCACGGAACAUCGCUAUCCCUAUGGAUCUCACAAACUCGAGGCGCCCCGACGCAUCGCCUCCGCGAGAAGCGAGACGACAACCCUUCCAUCUAGGACUCGUGAUUACCUAGUCAGAGCGACGAUGUCCUCGAGAGAAUAUUUCUUCGCGCGCAAAUAGAUCCGUUGAACUAAUUGAGGGUUGAUUCGAGGCAAAGCUUUCAUGAUACCUCCGAAACGAUACGCGAACAUCGUCUCACUUUAAUCGAGAGAUUCAAAGCAUUCGUGCUGCAGACAUUCCAUGUUAGCGAGAGUCGAAAGGAAAUCCAUUCUUCGCAUUUACGACUCCUCUCAAAGAGAGGGAUUACAAGGACCACGCAUUCGCCAUCUCGCAUAUAAAGUGCAACGACUUUUACUCAACAUGUAGAACGAUACACCUAUUGCGAAACUUUCGCGACUUGUAAGUGUCAAAGAAAUCUAACGCCUUACGGGAACGGAUCAUUCACGAAGCUCGUUUCAGAAUGUGAUUCUUAAAAAAUCACCGUGAAAGAGUCUUAAUGGGAUCAAUGUAAACAUACUCUCCCACACGAACAACGAGCGCCAAUACUCUUUCAUUUCCUAGGCCGUUUCGGUGAUCGAUCUAUCUAAAGAUCAGACUGACGGAAAUAAACGAGCCCUGUAAUCACUGCCGCGAAAUCUUUCAUUACUUAUGAAUGUUCUCCUUUUAGUUUAAAGUAUUUGUAUAACAACUGUUGAUUUGUAUACACUAUAUAUUUUUUUUCGGAGACUUUCAUUUGAGAUUUACAGCCGAAUUCGUUUUUUUUUUUUACUAUUCUAUUAUCGCGCUUGUUAGGUUUUGUAACAUUUUGUACUGAAUGGCAGCUCAUUUUAGUAGGUAUGCAUCUGCGAUAUAUAGAACAUUGAACGGCGAACAUAUCGACCUAAAUGUCGUUCGAAUAUGUCUGUUCCUGGCCUCUUUUCUUAAGUAUAUUAAAGUUACGUGUUUGUCUAUAACAAUCGACAUAGCAAUACGCAUCUGACAAGGAAAACUGACCGUAUCACGAGGGAACUGUACCAAAAAUUGGAUCGUAAUAGUUUCCGAAAUCGGUAGCGUGACAACAGCUAGUAGGUUCAUUAUUUCGUGUAGUGAAUGUAGCGAGUGCAUUACACUAUUGCGUAUGUCGUCUCGGUAAUGUACACGAUCGAGAACAAGGGCGAAUGUUUACUCUUUACGCUAAAUUACAACUUUAUGCCUUUGCAUUACCUAUAUGGAAACGUCGUACACGCGCGGCCUAUAUAUAGGUAUACCUUUCGAUUAUAAUGACAAACGGCGAAACGAACGAAGCGAAUAUGUGCCAACGCGAGUGUGCAAGAGUUAUUUUAGCGCGAGACUGCGUGACACGGGAUAAACGAAUGGAAAAUGAGCGGACGCGUGAAUGUGAGUUUGAAUGAAAUUGCAUCGGUGACGAGAAUCUGCCGCGAUCCAUUUUUCGCGCUAUAUUUAUAUGUACACGAGCGUGCGAUCACGAAUCAUUCUAUAUAUACAUAUACAUAUAAAUAGAUAUUGUGUUAUAAAUACUACACUGUGAAAAGGGACGAACGGGAGUAAAACUCUCUAUGUAGGAAAAAGCAUAAGAGACAUCCGUUCGCGUCGGAAAGCAAAGGAGGACAUGGCGUGAGAAAAAACGAUUUCAAACGCGUCCCUUAUUAGCGAGCAAUGCGUUAACAUAUCAACAUUAUCGCAGAAUGCAAUGCAAGCGCAAGAAGGGACAUCCUCGCGUGCGUCGUUACUCGAGAUCAAGUUGAAAUUACUCUGAUUGAUCUUCGAUUCUGUCCUCGGAUUGUAGCGUACGACAAAAGAGAAAAGUCAGCCGGAAAAAGAGAAUAACGUAAAGAGAAAAUGAAAUGUAAAGUCGGAUGGUGUAAGAUAUGCGGACAAAAUACUCACGUAUACGCGAGCGACGACGCGUGCGACUGAUACGAGGCACGCGCGUUCACGAGGUAACACUAUUUUGAUUUUUACAGUCCGACCGAGGAGUUUCCUCGCGAAGCAACGUCCAUUCCAAUAUACAUGUAAUCCAUAAUAGGGAAUACCGUUUCCUUUCCUUAGAGGACGACAGACAGAAAGAUAGAGGGGACGAGAGGCUUGCUUUGUAUCUCGUUACAUCCGUAAUCGUAAAGACUGCAUCCUGGGUCGCGAUACAUUAUACCCGGGAUACACACACGUUACCGGCGACUUAUCUUAAAAAGAGACCAACGGAGCGGCAGACAUAUGCGUACGAAAAUAUUGCGCGUGAGAUUAAUUAAACAGCUUCCAAGUGAGUCCGGCGAGCCACGGAGAAAUUCUUUUAUUUUCUAAUUUAACGGUUUAACGUUAGUAAUAUAGUCUACGAUGUAUAUCGAGGCGACGUUGGAUCGCGACAGAAGCGGAAGGCGUGUUUUGGGAGGCGAGAUUUCUCGCGUUCGACAAGAUACAAGACAACGACAAAGCGAACAUCUUUCGCACAGUCCCAACCAAUUCUCCUCCCUUUAAUCAAAGAAGAGGCGAAAGUCUCGCCCCAGCGAAGCGCUAGACCGGUAAUUAAAAUCGAUCGCUUCUAUCUCGUAGCGCGAUCCAACGAUGCUUCCCUCGUAAACGAAAUGUUGCUCGAAGUCAUACCGCGAGCGAGGAAUGUCGAAAUACGCUCUGGUGUCUUUCGACUCGCCGUACCUCCUUCCGCGCACGUAUCAGCGAAGAAACGGAAGGGAAGAGCGAAAAGCAUCGCGGAAGGCCGCGCGGCGAGGUAAAAAUCUCCCUUAGGAAAAACAAAAAGAAAAAAAAAAGAGAGAGAAGGCUACCGAAGAACGGCGACGAUUAUGAAGCAAUAAGUGAAUACCCAAAUGCAGAUUUUUAUAUAGAGAAUGUUAACAAAUUUCAGAAAAUAUUAAUUAUCGAUAGCGCUAUCUUCCUAAAUGUUCGUAUUAAAGAUUAAACGAGAAAAAAGGUAUGAUAAAACGUAAAAGGCGAGAUUAUACGGGAUCCCGGCCGAAAGGGAAACGGAAGAAAGGAGAGUCGUGCGCAUUAGGCGAAUUUGCGCCAUAAUCUCGUUUGUAAUAACUUCGGUAAUAAUUCGGCCGGGAUCCCGCGGACGG
Messenger RNA from Acromyrmex echinatior (Panamanian leafcutter ant), 6300 nucleotides. It is a transcript of the gene Eph, whose product is annotated as Eph receptor tyrosine kinase. Gene Ontology annotation, molecular function: ATP binding; transmembrane-ephrin receptor activity; protein binding. Gene Ontology annotation, biological process: protein phosphorylation; axon guidance; ephrin receptor signaling pathway. The record is from RefSeq and is a predicted model, not a curated record. NCBI's taxonomy places the organism in Eukaryota, Metazoa, Arthropoda, Insecta, Hymenoptera, Formicidae. Gene Ontology annotation, cellular component: dendrite; plasma membrane.